GUAAAUUUUAAUAACGGUAGGAUGUGGAUAGCGUAAGUUCGAGUGCGGAAUUUUCGUUGUGUCAUAAACAACUUCAGUGUGUGGCAGGCUUCCUGCUUCAUACCACAAGCUGGGAAAAAGGCCAAGAAAGUGAGUUCAACCUUGACAGUGAAAGGAAAAAGCAAUGGUUAUGAAUAACGACACUCUGAAGCAGGGAACGCCGACUCAUGCUAGACAACUCGCGGAGAGCGACGACAUUGCUAGCAGUUUGGUCUUAGACUCGACGCUGGGUUUUACCACGCAUAAAAUGGCCACCAGAUUUCGUCCUCUGAAGGUGGAUCAAGAAAUCGUAAAGAAGGCACUCGAGCGAUACGCCAAAGACGGAGACACAGAGCAAGCUUACAACGAAAUUGUCUUCAACGGGGGGGAUUGGGGGCGAUGCUACUUCAUCACAAAAUCCAAAACUCAGAUUGCGGCCUUCAAGGAACACGUAAGUUUAUAUAUUUUGGUCCACAGUCAAAAUUCUUUUCUUCCUUUAUGUUAUUUUCCUUCUCCGAAAGUGCAGCGUAUUUUGAACUGAUUUGAAGGAGCUUUCGUAUUUCGAUUUGUAAACGCGUGUUCCGCUUUGUGUUGCAAAGAGCUUUACUACGACUUAAAAAAACUUUUGUGUGUUCCUAAUUUAUGCACGAAGCGGUUUUAUUGUUUUAUUUUCAGGUAUCCAACUCUUGCAUGUCAAAUCUAAUGUUCGGAUUUGAAUUUUCACCGAACGUCAUCGGCUAGAUUUUUUCGGUUUGAUAUUUUUGACUUCCGUUGUAAAUCGAAAUUCAAUAUGGGGGUUUGGAAAUGACGUAAUCGUGCGCUGAGAUGAUUUCGGUGCCGGCGUGCCGUUUCACAAUGCAUUUUGUGUCCCCCACAUCAGCCAAAAGCAAAGCGCACUUGAUUACAGAACUUUUCCUAUAUAUGAAUCAUUAAUCCAAGUGAUCUUGAUAUUUACAUGGCUAUAGGCGAAUCUUUGCAGAUGUCAUUGUUUACAUUUUUUCUCAUUAGAAUACGAAGAAUCUGUGGCCAUAUAAUUAUACCAACUAAAUUCAGAAGUUGAAAGAGCUGAUGAACUUGAGCAAUUUGUGCAAUUUUCAGCUCUUUGCAAGUAAUAUUGAAGAAAUAUCAGCCAUUGAAAACUGCAAAAUUGCUGGGUGGCAAAACAGUUAAUUAGCUAUAUAUAAUCAGAUAAUUUCUCCGAAACCAUUCGGCAUAGCAGGCUCAAAUUUUCAGAGAUAACUGAAAUUGUUAUGCUCUUUCAAUAUUCAGAGGUUUUAUUUUAUUAGCUUUAUCAGAUAAUGAUAAGCAUAUAUUAAUUAGGCAAAAAAUAUAAAUAAAUAUUUGCCUAUAAAAAUACAAAUUAAGGACUCACUUUGGAAAAGUGUGAUAGCCUGGAAUCUAGAGAAAGGGCGAUAGGAACUUCAAUUCACACAGUAAUAUUGUCGCAUGACUAGCGUAUAACUCAAAUUACACAACAUCAGUUGUGAACAGGAUAAUCUGUGAGAGGCUUUUUUCAAUAAAGCAGCAAUCAGUAAAACAGACAUCAGGAUAAAUAAUAUUGUAACUUUAGUUUUGGGUUUGUAAAGUGCUUUGUAUGGUGUGUUGCAUCCCUCCAAAUAAUCCUCCAAGUGCCUGUGCAUCCGCUUUCAACCCAGGUUACCACUCUUUUCCAUAGUGAACUGUAUAGACCAAUAGAUCAGUGGUAUAGUUUACUGUUCUCACUUUCAUCCACUUUGAUGAAGAAGGACAGAAAUAAAAGGUGACAUGUUUUUCUUUUGAUUGUAUGCAAAACAAUAGUUCUUUGAUCUUUAACAGCUUCUUCUUCUCGACUAUACAAACAGGUUCCUUUAUAAAGGAAUCAGCCUUACAUUACUCUUUGUUUUCACUUAGAAUACAUUAGCAAAUGUCUACAAAUUAAAUGCUUUUUUUCUGCAUUAGGUUUUCAGAUACAUUGGGAUUUUUAAUUCAAACUCUGGUUUUAAAGUCGUGCCUUGUGACCGAUAUUCUGGUGAGGAACGAGGUGCAAAAGUUGUGUCUACAUGUGAUUGGUAAGUAGAUCUUAAUAGUUGUCUUCAAAAGUGCUUUUCCUCUCAGGGCUCAGAAAUAUACGAAAAAUGAAAUAACUUGCUCACAGUCAAGUCCUAACUGAUUGAAAUCUGUCAUCCUGGUCUUGCUUCAAGGAAUGAUUCAACUGUGGCAGGAUUAGGUCAGUCAGUAGAGCGCUUGACUGCAGAGCGAGAGGUCGCAGGUUCAAUUCCCGGGGCCGGACCAAUACUUAAAAUAACUUAGAAAUGUAGGUACAGUUUUCUUUGCCCUGCAGGCGGCUGGACGUUUGCGUGGCUCAGAUGACCACGUAAAAUGGCGGUCCCGUCUCCAUUAGGAGACGUAAUAAUAGUGUCUCCAGUUAGCGCUUCCAUGCUAAAUACAUUGACACCGAAAUAAAGUGCCUUUUUUUGAUAGACUCAUAGUUUUAAAAUUGAGUUUUGGUUGGAAAUAUGAAAUUUGCAGGGUGUUAUGAGUGUUGGCCACACGUUGAAAGUGAUUCAAGGGUCUUGAGAACUCAAAAAUGGCCUAUCCUGACAAACACUUGAUACUAUUAAUAUUACAAGGCUUGAAAAAACUUGAAUUUGAGCUUGUGCUGUGGGAAAGCAGCUCUCAUAUUCUGCUUGUCUAGGGCCACUUCUUGCUUGUCUUAGUUAAUGAUUUGUUAGGGGAUGACUGGCCUAGACCCUGCCCACGGGGCAAAAUAGCUUAAAAAGUUACUUGCCCAGGAAGAAAAUGUACUUGUGUCAGACUACCAGACAGGACUUUUUUCUUGGUGGAUCGAUUGUUAUUACAGGCACAUUUAACUGUGUCAAACUUUCAGUGUGUUAUCCAAUGCCUAAGUUUAAAAUCUACUGUUAUCUACAGAUAGCCCAGAGUUGUGCUCUAGCAGCACCCAGAGGCCCGUAGCACCUUGCUUUUGCUCUCGCGUGACUAGAAAAUCUCAGUUUUUGUUUAGAAAUCAUAUGCUAGGCAGCCUGGAUUUCACAGGUUCAGAGCAUUGGGCUCCCUAGAAUUUCUCUUAGAGCACAGCCUUGUAGCCAAUAUAGUGUUUUUAUUGUGGGACUGUGUUGCAGCAGAGGCCAGUGGCGGCUAGUGAGGUACUUUAAUAUACCAUAGGGCAUGGAGGAAAUAUUAGCCUUUGCAAAAGACUUGAUGCUGUACAUUGUAUAUGCCAGGCACCCUCAUAGAUUAUUAUUUUGGCUCCCAUUUCAUAGCACAGAGGAAAUUUUUUUUGCCAUGCUUAGUGAAUUAUCAUUCUUCUACUUUUAGGUACAAAGGUGACAAGCUUCCGUAUCUGUGUGGAUGCAUUGCAGCAAUGACUGAGGAGGAAGAGAAAAAGCUUCUACGUCCUGGAGAAAAUGAUUUUAGCAUUAUGUUUUCCUGUAGGAAGAAUCUAUCACAACUGUGGCUAGGGCCUGCAGCAUACAUCAACCAUGGUAUGUAACAGAAACAAAUCUUAUUUAUGUAAUAUUAUAUAGUUUAUGAUUGUAUACAUGUACAAUAAUUGUAUUAGACAGUAUAAACCACUUAUUCACAAGUGAAUAGCAUUCAUUUUGUAAGGCAAUAGAGUAAACCCAUUACCCAGAAUGGAAUGAUUUAACAUAUCUUCCUUUGUUUCUCUUGCAGACUGUCGGCCCAACUGCAAGGUAUGCUUCCAUAUAAGUUGGUAUCUUGUGCCUUUCAAACAUGCCUGAGAUGGUUUUCCUACUAAGCUGUCCUAUCUUCCACCCAAAUUCAUUAACGUGAACUUUAACAGGGUUGUAAGUGCUCUCUUAUGGUUAUUAUUACUCCUGAAACAAAAGCAAGUUUGUAUGGCUAAACAGUAAGUUUAGUUGUCAAACUGCAAGCAGUGAUUUGCUUUAUGUAAUCCUUUUUUUCUGAGAUGGCCUAAAACUGUUUUGGCUGCCUUAUCCAGCAUUUUUGUCCCUACUAGUGUGCAAGUUCAGGGCUGUGCUCUAGCAGAGCCCAGGGGCCCCUGGCACCUAACUUUUGCUCUUGGAGGACCAGAAAAUCUUAGUUCUUUCAUGCAAAUCAUACACUGUGCACCCUAGUUUUUAAAGGUUCAGAGCACUGCGCCCCCUUCAAUUUUCCUUAGAGCAUAGCCUUGGAGGUGGUACUGACAGUGCUUGAGUUGCAUGUGAAUACAAAUCUUUUGCAAACGAAUUUCUUGUUCCAAGGAAAGGUCCUUGGUUACACUGUAAACAAAUUUAAUGAUUGUCAGUGCUAAUAGGUACAGUUGGUUAAUGAGGUUUUAUUGUGUGGUGCAGUUUGUGUCCAUAGGUCGAGACACUGCUUGUGUUAAAGUGCUGAGAGACCUGGAGCCUGGUGAGGAGAUCACAUGUUACUAUGGUGAUGAUUUCUUCGGCGACAACAAUAGCAAUUGUGAAUGUGUGACAUGUGAAAGGUACAUCCCUUUAAGCUUUUCUUAACCCAUUCGCUCCUGGAGAUUUUGCCGAAAAACGCGUUUUGAAGCUAGUCGAGUGGUUUUCUGGUCACUGUCGUACUAUAAAGAGCUAAAACUUACCACAAACCGGUUUACAGGUCGUACACUUGGCGGCCUUCUGAUCCAGAUGCAAAAUAUCAGCUUGCGAAGUUGGGGCAUGCGCAGAAAGCAAAAUUUCGAGAUAGUUUUUGGGUUUAAAAGUGACACAGCAGUCUUGACUUUUACUUUUCGCUUUCUCUCCUCCCUUCUUUUUUCGCUUUUCUUGCCUCAUUUUUUUUUCUCUUGCUGGGCAUUUAGUAGGCUUCAUUUUGGUGGGAAGAGUUUUUAGGAAAGCUUUUAGGAUCUUAGGAUUAGGUGAAAGGAAAGGUAGGUGGGUAAUGGAACAAGAUUUUCAUGGAGAUUUUCAGGUCCUUGUCACGUGGCUUUUUGCUUCUUUCUCCGGUGUCCUUGACUGAAUUGUGCUCAUUCUGGUAUGGUUUGAAAGAUCUCUUCACUCUACACAAGUUAGCGAAGGAAGUUGUCCUUGACCGUUAAAACUGAUGACGUCACAAAGGGUAGAAAGGACCUGGAUCCGCACGGGCGGUUAUGGGCGGUUCAGGGGCGAAUGGGUUAAACAGGAUUCACACCAUUCAAAAAAGAAGCAUUUCUUGAAAUUAUUGAUUUAAUUUUAAUAAUAAGUUUGUUGCUACGUACAAUUUUUCUGUGCUUAUCAACUGUACUUUCAGUUGUAGUGGAUUUAGUUGAGCACCCUCGUUAUCAAGCUCUCUUUAUCGUGAUCAAAGAAAGAGUUUUGGGGCCUUGGUCCCUUUGGGACAAAGAGAAAUUUUAUGAUAUGAGAUUAAGGUGGUUUACUUGUUAUCAUCAUGAUUUGAUCCUUCUCCCCCAGUGGAGAACAUGGUAGGAGUAUUUUAACAUGUGUCCAGUUCAUUAUAGUAAACUAAUAUAAUUUAUUGUUGUUAGUAAUAGUCAAAGCUGCAAAUAAUCUUAUUACCACCAGACUUGAAAAAGUGACUCGUUUUCCAUUAGUCCAAUAUUAUCAAACCAAACAGGACCAUUGGGAGUAUUUAUAAAUUUACAGAUAUGUUUAUUCUUUUUCAAAGAGCAUUUUUGACUGGGCAAUGUUUUGUUAAUAUCUUUUUACAGACGAGGUACUGGGGCAUUUACAUCCAAGGUGAAAGCUGAUGAUAAGAAACAAAAGUAUAGUUUCAGAGAAACGGACAAGAGGUUAAAGAGGUUGGCUCGCCGAAUGACAGGUAAAUGCUACAAAAUUAUUAAGAAAUUAGAAGUCAGCUUACUGUUCUUGGUAUGGUGUAAUGAAAGCGCUGUUUAAUAGUAGCCUUAGUCAAGUAGUUGUACAAUGAUUGUAGAACAACCUGUGAGCAAUUGUUUUUGUUGCAAGUUACCCUUUACAGUAAAGGUUCAAGACAACUGCAAUAGAAAGAAAAUUUCAUUAAAAAAAAAAAAGACUGAGAGUCAUCAUAAAUGCUUCUGAGAUUUGGACGUGUGGUUGCAUAAGACUCCAAGGCCAUAGUUUUUCUAUGUACAGUUUUGGACUUUAAGGACAGGCUUUGGCUUACUGUACAUGUUUCUGAUAAUAAUUAUUUUUACUCCGCUGACACACAAAUCAGUAAUGAGAAAUCAUUUUACUGAUUCUAUGACAGUUGCGUGAAAAUAAUUUCAUGAGAAUCUGACUCUACUGGUAAAAAAAAGUAUUAUUGUUAGUUCUUGAUUGAAUAAAGUCAUACAAGUAACGGUUGAUUUAUGUCUCACAAUCCUUCCAUUACUUUCUCACAGGCUCAUUUCUUGAUGUUGAUAAUGUUCCCUCACCUAAAGUGUCAGAUUCUGUGGACAGUGGUGCAGAAGAAAAACUUUGUGAAGAAAUUGAUUGCUUGAUAUCUGUUGAUCUCCACACAACUGAUCGUGAACGAAACCAAUCAACAACCACAAUUCCUACAAGUAGAUUUUAUUCUUCUACUAAAAGACCAAAACCUCGUGCCAGUGUCACAAUUGGUCUAAAAGAACUGAAUGCUGCAAAAAGAAAACGGCGGAGAAAAGGCCCAAGGUUAUGCAUGCCCACAAAACGUCGGAGAAAGCAUACUUUUAUUGGACAUAUUACAGAAGGCCCACUCGAUGAAGUUUGUGCGUUUGUUCCACCAGAGAGGCACACAUCUGUGGAUAGUGGUGUGGACAUAGCUGACAAUGAUUUGUUUACGUAUAGUGAUAAAUAUAAAUCUAACUUUGCGUGUGACUUGUAUCUUCCAUCAAGGUCAUUGGGAAAGAACAGUGAUGGUUUAAUGCUGGCCCGACAUCGUUUAUCUCUGGAUUCAAAUCUUGGCCUUCUUCCUCUUCAGAAAAGCAGUGCCAGUUAUCGCUGCCCGUGCUGUCCUUGAACUUUUUAAGUCAGUGGAACAUUGAAAACUAUUAUCCAUGUGUCUCAGCACUACACUUACGAAAACUUUCAGUACCUUGAACCUUUGCUAAAAAAAGACCUUUAGUAUUAGGCCAUUUGCGUGAUGAUGUCUUUUUACUGCUGCGACCAGAUUUAAUUUUUUUCUCUUUAAUAUUUAAAAUUGGUAAUCCCAGUGAGGUUUUGUUUAAAAAAAAACCUAAUCUGCAUGACAAAGCAAAACCGUGAAGGUUCUGGUAGUUGUAGUAUAAUGACGCCAUCAUGCAAUGGCUUUUUGUGACGUAUACACCUGACUUCAGUCAAUUUUAUCAGUUUCAUGAAAGUUUAGUUUUGGAAAAUGUACACCCCUUCCAUUUCCACUGACCCACAGGAACGACAGUUCAGCUUUGCUGUAGAGAGGCAGCUGAGAGUUUCCUCCCACAGCACUUCCUUCCUCAAUAUUAGGGAGUUUAUGCAUCUGCUACAGUGAUGGAAGUUAAGAUGUGUGACUAAUCAAGAUGGCAGUGUAGUCACAAUCUUUCACAUUUUACAGCUGCAAUGACCAGCUCCCUUAAUUUGUCAAGAAACUAAUGUCAGAAAAUUUUCCCACCAUUAAAAAUUUUUUAGAGACUGCAUCUACAUUAAAAAAAUGAAAAUAAUGAUUGGUCUUCCUAAAUUGCCUUAGCCUGCAAGAGCAGAUUUUUAUUUUGCUCCUUAAACCUGUCAUUUUUUGUACUUCACUGAUUGUUGUUGCAUAAAGUCCCUUUCAGCAUUGACAUUUUCUGGGUCUACACAUAAUUUCUUUGUGGGGAAAAUUAAGAAAAAAAAACUAAAAAAUAUUAGUGUUGUAUCCACAUUAAAGUAAUAUAUUCAUCUAUAAAAUAAUAAUAAUAAUUAUUAUUAUUAUUAGCCGGAAAACAAUGACUUACAAGAAUGUGACUCGUUUCUCUUUGAUGUCUUCUCUAUUUUACAUUAAGCAAGUUAACUUAUAUGUGCCAGAUGAGUAUUGUUCAACAUUACGUCAGUGUCUUAUCUUUUGUUAGCGUGUGGGUUCUAAAUUGCCUAAAGAAAUAUUAAGUCUGUAGUUCUGUAUCAAUUCUGACUUUCAAAGGAAGAUUACAAUCAGGAUUUUCAGAAAUGCAGUUGGUUUAACUAAAACACCCGUUUUUCUAUGUGGCAAGGGAAUUUGAGGGAGGUUCCUUUCAUUUCAAAAUAGGUGGAAUUGUUAUUAUUGGGGUGCUGUGGCACUUGUUGUCAGCUUUAUCUUGAAUAUUGUACCCUUUUAUAUUGCCAGGAAUGUUCUUCUU
Messenger RNA from Porites lobata, 8200 nucleotides. Lineage: Eukaryota; Metazoa; Cnidaria; Anthozoa; Scleractinia; Poritidae. The record is from the annotation of a GenBank genome assembly.